AUGGUUGUUCUAGUCGCCGCUCGAGCCACCCAACAGGGCCUCUUCCAGGCAAUCAGUUUCACCUCGUUUCUAUCACAUUCGUGCCUAAAACGAGGGCGACCAUGCGCGCUCCUUUCCCGCCUCCAUUCCGCCUCCCCAGCACUCCCCUCCCCGUCGAUCCUCCGCGUCUCCCCGCUCACGCUCCCCGCCAACGGCCUCCGCUCCCCAUUAAAUCCCGCGCCAUCGCCGCAAAUCACGGAUGCCGAUUCGAAGAACCGACGCGGAGCCGCGUCCAAAUCCGCUCUCCUAACCUCCGCGCCGCUCUUUCUCCUUCCGAGCCAGCAACAGCAGGCGCCUCGUGGGGUCGCGGCUCGGGCUUCCUCUAAAUCCUCUCGAAUCGUCAAGGAUGCCUCUAAGAAGAAAGGCGGGAAAUUCGGUCUAGGAGGAUCCGCCCAGGAAGCGAAGCAGCAGCGAAGGGGGGGUAGCGGACACGGCGGCUCGGCUUUUGGGGCUAACGAGCUCACGGGAAACGGGGGAUUGCUCGAAGCGGAACCGUCCGAUUUGGGCGAUCUGGGUUUAUCCAAGGACGUGGACGCGGCGUGGCUUCUUAGCGGGUCGCGAGACAAUAUCGAGGAUGACGUGCCGGAUUCCCCGUUUCUAGACGCGGUUGUUAAGGUGUAUUGUACGCACACGCAGCCGAAUUUCUCGCUGCCCUGGCAGAAGCGGCGGCAGUUUUCUUCGACGGGCAGCGGGUUCAUGAUUCCGGGCAGGCGAAUUUUGACGAACGCGCAUUGCGUGGAACACCACACGCAGGUGAAACUGAAGCGACGCGGCGACGACACCAAGUUCGUCGCACGCGUGCUGGCGAUCGGCGUGGAGUGCGACAUCGCAUUGCUCGCUGUGGACGACGAAUCGUUUUGGCAGGGCCGUCAGCCGCUCAGGUUCGGCGGCCUCCCUCACUUGGAAGACGCGGUGACAGUGGUGGGGUACCCUGUGGGAGGCGACAGCAUAUCAGUUACCUCUGGCGUCGUUUCGCGCAUCGAAGUAACCGCAUACGCUCACGGCGCCUCUGAGCUCCUAGGAGUGCAAAUCGACGCGGCAAUCAACCCCGGGAACAGCGGCGGCCCGGCUUUCAACGACCGCGGGGAGUGCGUGGGGAUAGCGUUUCAGUCACUAAAAGACAGUGACACGGAGAAUAUCGGGUACAUUAUCCCAACGCCGGUCAUCUCGCAUUUUCUCGGGGAUUACCGAAGGAACGGGCAGUAUACCGGUUUCCCCGCGAUCGGAAUCCUCUGGCAGAGGCUGGAGAACCCUGCGCUCCGGGCAGCUCUGAAAAUGUCGCCCGGGCAGAAGGGCGUUCUCGUGCGAAAAGUCGACCCGACGUCUAAAGCUCAUGGGGUGCUACAGCAAGGGGAUGUUAUCAUGUCGUUUGAUAACGUACCCAUUGCAAGCGAUGGCACCGUGCCUUUCCGAACCGGCGAGCGCAUCUCCUACGGGUUCCUGGUCAGCCAAAAGUUUUCCGGCGAGGUUGCCCGGCUGGAAAUUCUGCGCGACGGGCAGCUGAUGAAAGUUCAGGUGGAGCUGAAGCCGCCGAAACGGCUCAUUCCGGUCCACACGGGAGGGAAACCGCCGACGUAUCUGAUAGUGGCUGGGCUGGUGUUCACUCCUGCAGUGCAGCCGUUCCUGCAGUCGGAGUAUGGGAGCGAGUUUGAGUUUGAGUCGCCGGUGUCGCUGCUGCAGAAGCUGCUGCAUGGACAUGCGGAGCAUGAGGAUGAGGAAGUGGUGGUGCUCAGCCAGGUGCUAGCGCAUGAAGCCAACAUAGGGUACGAGGACAUCACCAACACGUGCCUGGUGUCUCUCAACGGCACGCGGGUGCGCAACGUGCGACAGCUGGCAGCAUUAGUAGAUGCAUGCACAUCGGACUGGGAGAGCCAGCCAUUCAUGUGCUUCGAGCUGGAGCACCGGCAGCUCGUGGUGCUGGAAACCAAGAGCGUGCGGGCUGCCACUGCCGAUGCCAUGGCCGAUCACAGCAUACCCGCAAUCCGGGCACCAUCAGUAACCAAGCUGGCACCUUCCGCGCGCAAUCAGCGAAAGCCUGGCGAGGCUUUUGCCAAAAUUGCCCUUUUCGCUGCAGAUGCAUAUUCCCUCCUGAUUGGAGUGACGUUCAUAUUUGCAGGGCCGAAUUUCGCAGCACGCGUGGAGUGCCCGAAACACGUCGCUACAGAAUACAUGCAUGAAGGCACGGAGCAGCACCAGCAUCAGCCGGAGACGCGAGCUUUCAGCCGUCUGCGCCACACGCGUCCGCAGGCCAUACAGGUGCAGCGGCGAUGCGCGCUCGCCGCGCUAAACCCUCCCCGCGAAAGCUCCCCCAGCCUGAUUCCGCCCUUCUCCAGCAUGGCCCACUCCCCCAAUGGAUCGCAAGCGCGCAAACCGCACCUUUCCUUGAACGUCCCUUCCCCCUCGUCACUUCCGCGGAAUGUUUCCCCCUCCUGCCCCCCGCAAGCCCCCGCAAGCUGUACCGCCGCGGCGACGUCGCCCGCUCACUCCAUCUACUCCCCCGGCCCCGCAUCCGCUCCCGCGGGUCCUCCGCAACUUCUGCCUUCCGCCUCGCUUCUGCGCCGAGCUUCCGCGCCGACUCUUCCGGAGCCGCAGCCGGGCAUCGCGGUGGUAUCAAGAACUUGCGCCGCCCUAGCUUCUGACAGCUGCGGAACGCAAGCUGACGGGCCGAUGCGACAGGAGCAGCAGAAGCAGCAGCAGAGGGAGCAGCGGAAGGAGCAGCAGAGGGAACAGCGAAACGAGCAGCGGAAGGAGCAGCGGAAGGAGCAGCGGAAGGAGCAGCAUCGUGGGGGCGCCGACCACACUCACCCUGCGCGUGGCGCGCAGCCGCAACAGCCGCUUACCUUCGGGUCCGACGAGCAAUGGGAGCGGAUCUUGGCGGCGAGACGCGAGACGCGGCGCAGAGCCGCUACUAGAAUUAGUAUGGAUAGCAUCGAAGAGCGAGUCGGCGCUAUCAGAGGCGGCACGACUGCUGCCGUAACUGCCGCCGCGAUUUCUGGGAAGGGAGCGCAGCCGGCGCGAGGGGGGCUACAGCGCUCGGCCGGGAGCUGCGACGUCUGGCGACUCGUCUCAUCGAUGGACGCGCGCGAAUGCGACUCCCCGCCGGUGGGAACUCGCUCCGCGCGCCGGCACGAUCCGCGGGCCGCCACCGGCUCCGCCGCGGGGAAGCAGUCGGAGCGCCUGCGGCUGUCGAGGAGCGGCGGGAGCUGCGACAUGGCGCGGGUGGUGCAGAUGCUAGAGGAUGAGAUGGACCGCGAGGAGCGCGACGCGCGGAAGGGGUGUGCGGCCGCUACAAGCGACGCCCCGGGGAAGCGGUCGGAGCGCCGCCUGGCUGCUGGAGGGGCAACGCUGCGGGGAAGCGGCGGGAGCUGCGACAUGGCGCGGGUGGUGCAGAUGCUAGAGGACGAGAUGGAUCGCGAGGAGCGCGACGCGCGGAGUAAUGAUGUUCCCAGCAAUGAUAGGCGUGCGAGUAGUACCCUUGGAACCCGACAGCGGGGAACCGAAGGUUCGGAUUCUGCUGGUGGAAGCUGCGUGACGCGGUCAGGCGGCGCACCGCAGCCCGCCGGACCUUCUCGCUGCGUAAGUCCACUCCCGACUUGCAAUUCGCGCGACUCGCGCAGUCCAGCGGACACGUGCACGCGGCGUGGGCUGCGCGGCUCUCCGCAGGGCUCCCCGCUCCGCUUUGUGGUUCCGCGCAAGGCGACCGCGACUGAACGUGACCGCAAGGUGACGGCGACUGCUACUGCUACUGAAAGCAGCCGGGCUAUUCACUUUACUAGAAGUCAUGACUGGGACGCGGACUCGCCUAAACGUGGCGGAAGUGACGGUGCUGGCAGCGGCGGCGCAGGUGUCAGAAGAACCGGCCUUCGUCGCAGUGGCGCUAGCCAAGAUGUCGCACCGUUGAUCCGCGAUCAUGGCGCAGAAGAAACGAGGUCGUCGCACCCGAAACGUGUGAAUCCCGUCGCUCAUCAUCGCGUACCUCUGUCCUCGUCGCCGUCAUCUAGGGGAGCUCAAGCUUUGCCCGUCAAACGCAACUUUGCCGGUCGCUCGAGCAGCUUGAGUCACAGCGGCGGAAGCUGCAACAUUGCGGAGCUUUUGCGCCACGUGCGGAACGAGCAGGCGGAAGAGUCGAAAGCGGAGGGGGUUGCGCGCACCCCAGUCGGGGUUGAGUCGCCGCUGCGACCCACUUUCGUCCGAUCCGUUCCCUUCCCCAGCAGCAUCAGCGAGUCGUCGCGGUCGCGCGCAGUGCAGCUGGUUGCGCGCGAAGAGGGAACAAGCGGUCUGGAAAAAGGGGGGCACCGAAUCGUCGCAGGCAGCAGCAAAUCGUCGCAAGCAGCGCAGCUAGUUGUGCGCGAAGGGGGAAGACGCGGCCUUGAAAAUGGGGUGCAGGGCGGGCGCACUCGAAGGCGGUCGAUUUCGGGAGAUGGUUCCGCUAGUUCCCCCUUUACUUGGGGGGAACAAGAGGAAUUCUCGGAACACGCGCGCUCGAAGGGGCUGGGGGAGGCACAGGAAGCAGGGGAGACGCUGUGA
This is a messenger RNA of Closterium sp. Yama58-4, 4566 nucleotides long. Lineage: Eukaryota; Viridiplantae; Streptophyta; Zygnematophyceae; Desmidiales; Closteriaceae. The record is from the annotation of a GenBank genome assembly.